Messenger RNA from Sebastes umbrosus (honeycomb rockfish), 1524 nucleotides. RefSeq names its product nucleoporin 43 (gene nup43). Gene Ontology annotation, cellular component: nuclear pore outer ring. Bases 112 to 1239 code for a protein of 375 amino acids. Gene Ontology annotation, molecular function: protein binding. Lineage: Eukaryota; Metazoa; Chordata; Actinopteri; Perciformes; Sebastidae. The record is from RefSeq and is a predicted model, not a curated record. The transcript is spliced from 8 exons.
UGCUGGUCCACCGUAGUUACGUACGAAGUAGUAGGCGCGUACGCUACGGUGUAGCUCCUGAAUGCUAAGCUAACACCAGUAAUCCUUCCUUUAACUUAAAACUGUGUCUCAAUGGAGAGUAUAAACGCAAAGUACGUGUCUCAGAAAGUCAGUAAAACCAGAUGGAGGCCGGUAUCUCAUUCGUCUUUGCAGCAACCAGACAUAUUUGCGACUGGCUCGUGGGAUAACGAGGUUGGCAAUGAUAAUAAGAUUUCCUUUUGGUCCAUUGGGAAUAAUGGAAGUUCUGGCAUGGAUGAUGGAUUUGAAGGAGACCCACAGCUUUUAUGUGAACACAAGCAUGAUGGGGAUGUUCUGGACCUUCAGUUUUUGGACCAAGACAGAAUUGUCACAACAUCGUCAACAGGAGCAGUCACCAUCUUCCGCCACCACCAAAACAGUCAGACGAUAUCAGUUUCUCAGCGCUGGCCAAGAGCACAUCGUUACCCUUGUGACAACGCUCCCUGUACUGGUGUUGUGUGCAGCAGUCCUGAGAUCAUCACAGUCGGUGAAGAUGGAAAGAUCAUUGUCUUCAGGGCCGACCAGGAGGGAGUGGUUCGAGUCAUAGAGAAUGCGGACAGCAGCACGAUUCAUGCAGUGACGUACCUGAGGACAACAGAGAUUCUGACGGUGAACUCGAUCGGCCAACUCAAGCUGUGGGACUUCAGACAACCUAGCAACUCGCCAUCCCAGAUUCUCUCCCUUUCAGGCGAUAGAGUCCCUCUGCACUGCGUAGACAGACAUCCGAACCAACAGCACAUUGUUGCCACAGGAGGGCAGGACGGCAUGCUCUGUGUCUGGGACGUGAGACAAGGCAGCACACCCUUCUCACUCAUGGAGGCGCACUCUGCUGAAAUGUGGGAAGUCCACUUCCACCCAGCCAACCCAGAUCAUCUGUUCACAUGCUCAGAGGACGGUUCACUGCUGCACUGGGAGACUUCCACACAUUCAGACAUGCCCUCCUUCUUACAAGGUGGCAGGAACAACAGCAUGAUAUCUCGCAGUGCGAUGGCCCCGGCUGGUGGGAAUCAGUCCCUCAUCAGCGCCUGGCUCAGCGGAGACUCCAGUAAAGGCCGUCUGGAGACGACUCACAUGCUGCCCAGCCAGACGCUGUCCGUCAACAGCUUGGAUGUACUUGAACAAUGUCUUGUCUGUGGGACUGACGGAGAGGCCAUUUUUGUCAACAGACAGGUCCCAGUUUAAAUAAGUUGUUAGUGCGCAGGACAAGAUGUGAAUGAAGAUCUGUUUAUUUGCUGCCAUUUUCAGCCACAACACGGGUUUUAUCGUCUCAUUUGAGCAUGUAAUAUGCCCAAAAUCCCAUAUAAUUUUGCAUACAAACUUUAUUUGUCCAUUUCUGGAUGGAUUCAUCAAUGGAUCAAGGUUUUUGUAGAUCAUUCCAAGCAGAGUAUUUCAACUGUAUAGUACUUUUUGUAUGGAUGUCAUUUAAAACAGUUUUGAAAUAAAUAAAAAAUGCCUUUACACAAAUGU